This is a messenger RNA of Cotesia congregata, 2055 nucleotides long. The record is from the annotation of a GenBank genome assembly. Lineage: Eukaryota; Metazoa; Arthropoda; Insecta; Hymenoptera; Braconidae.
AUGGAGAUCGGUAAUCGGACACCGGAGAGGAAAAUCCUCGGGGAACUGAGCAAUACCAAGCCGGAACCUAUUUCUCCAACAGCUAAUUUGAGAUUAUUAACAUCAUUGGCAUCUAAUUUGAAGAGCGUAGCUGACAAUAAUUAUUGUCUUAAUAAAGUCCAGAAUAAUAGCAAUAAUAAUAUUAUUAAUAUCAAUAAUAGUAAUAUUAAUAUUAUUAAUCAUAACAAUAAUUAUAUUACUGAAUCCUCUCCAAUUGCAUCCGGGUCUAUUGGAAAUGGAUUCAAGAUAUUACCCAGGAAACAAAAGUCACUGGGAUUACUGUGUAAUAAAUUUUUGAACAUGUACCCGCUAAAUCUAGACCAAGAAACUCGAGAAAUUUCUCUCGAUAAAACUGCCAAAGACCUUGGCACAGAAAAGCGGCGUAUUUACGACAUCAUCAAUGUCCUGGAGAGCCUGGACAUGGCCUCCAAGGCCGGGAAAAAUCGGUACUUGUGGCACGGACAGAGUAACCUGACUGCCACGCUGGUCAGACUGAAAUCCACAGCAAUAAGACUCGGUCUGAGAGAGCAGAUCCAGGAGAUCCAGAAAAAUUUCCGGGCUUACACCAACGAUAACGAUGACUCGUGCAAUGAGCUGAUGAUGUCGCUCGAAGAACCUGUCGAUGAAGAAACUUAUUACAGUGAUACGGCUAUCAAGGAGGAUAAGAGUCUUGGAGCGAUGUGCCAGAAGUUUGUCAUGUUAUUCUUGGUCUCUAUGAAGAAUGGAGUCAUUAAUUUAGAAAUAGCUGCUAAGGUGUUGAUUCUUGAUAACGCGGAUAACCAGACUGAAAUGAUGGGAGACACUGGGUCCAGAUCGAGGUUCAAAACCAAAGUUCGUCGAUUGUAUGACAUUGCUAAUGUACUGACGGCUAUUGGAUUGAUUAAGAAAAUAUAUUUGUUUGAUAGAGCGCUGAAGAAACCUAUUUUUAAAUAUUUUGGGCCUGAUGUUGAGUCUACAGAGUCUUUUGAUACUGACACACCAGUUAGUAAAAUACACAGCUCAUCAAUUGGUAUGUCCACGCCAGAUAAAUGCUUAACUCCACAUUCUUACCAUUCAUACGCCGCAACAUCUGCCAAUUUUGGGACUAGCAAAGCGUUCAUCAAAAAUUGCUACAGUACUCCUACGAUAGACAAACGUAAAUUGCGCAAAAGGAAAUUAUUUGAUUCAGAUACUGCGUCGUUUUCCCGAACAAACAGUCUUCCGAACCUCGACAACAAGUCGCGAUCCCUAGAACGACUGGACGAUUCGAUUCUCCGCGUAGCUGAGAUGGAGUUGGAGAAACUUAAUUCCAGUGAAGAACCAAAACCAAAGGCCUGCACGAAGCUUCUUACCCGCUACAAAUCUGACUCGUGCAUAAAAAAUCCUCCAUUAUUGCCAGACAAGUUGAUUAAGACUGACUCAGCGCAUCCGAUCGUUAAACUAGAGCCUGAAGUAAAUAACCAAAGUCUAGUCGUACAGAGUGCAAAUGCUGAGAGUGUGUACAAAAAUUUGAAAGUUUCUCAAAUGGCAAUCAGAACCGGACAACUGAAUAAAAUAAAUCCAACGGCUUCAACCAUCAUUAAAACAAAGCCGGUUCACAAAAUAAUGAAGCUGAUUCCCAUCGGAAGUAUUUCUUCUCUUCAAGAUCCUAUCUCUGCGGGUACUACAAAAAUUUUAAUUCCCAAAUCAAUGAGCUCUGUGGUUGACAAUAAUAACACUAAAAGCACGUGUUACAAACUCAGCCAGCCGAAAACUACUCGAGUUAUUAAUUUGACGAAAAUAGAUCCUAAUAAGUUGAUCCCUAUCAAAAGAAGCGACAUCAAGUUUUCGCUGGCCGAACAAACUUACUCGAAGCCUAUUGUGAUGCAACAGCAGGUUCAACCUGCUGACAAUAGUGUAAAUUUGGGAAACAAUUCAGGGUACGCUAUGUUGACGCGCAUUCAAGCAGCUACUGUAUCACCUGGUGAUACCUUCAAAGCUAUUAAAGUCGGCAAUACUUUGCAACUCGUCCCGAUUAAUAGUAGCAAUGAUAAAUAA